Messenger RNA from Sceloporus undulatus (fence lizard), 2256 nucleotides. It is a transcript of the gene TMEM213, whose product is annotated as transmembrane protein 213. NCBI's taxonomy places the organism in Eukaryota, Metazoa, Chordata, Lepidosauria, Squamata, Phrynosomatidae. The coding region runs from base 187 to 441 and encodes 84 amino acids. The record is from RefSeq and is a predicted model, not a curated record. The transcript has 4 exons.
CAAGGGAAACAAGAGAAUGGUGACCAGAAUGUCUUAACGGCAAAGGAGGACAAGACACUGCAAAAUAUAGGACUUUCAAGAAAAAUGUAGGAAAAAAUAGUAAAUAGAAAUUCACACUUCAUGGCCAUGCUCAAAAUAGAGGACAUUUUGGAAUUCCUCCUGGACAAAAGGUGAAAACUGGAGCACAUGUGGCAAGCAACAUCAGAGUGUGGUCAAGGUGGAAAUUAUAACACAAAGACUGAUGUACAUUUUAGCAACGACUCAUGUCCUCCUCCUGAAUUUUGCAAAGAAGCAACCAAAUGCUGUCAGUUUGGAGUGGAUGACUAUGGCUGGAUUGCUGCAGCAGUUGGCUGGAGUCUCUGGUUUCUCACCCUUAUCCUUCUCUGCAUUGAUAAGCUCAUGAAACUCACGCCUGAUGAACCCAAGUAUUUGGAAGCGUGACACCAGUCAAAGCUGACACCUGCUUUUGACUACUGAUGCAUCUGUGGGGAGUGUGUGAAGAAAUUAAUUUCUCCCGCUCUGCUGAAGUGUAUGUGGGUGUUGGGGGUGGGGGAAGGACAUUUAUAUACAGUAUGGCACAGUAUUUUUACAAAAAGGACCAAGAGCAACUGGGCACUGACAAGUUAUGUUUUAUUGUUUUUCAUACAUCUCUAUCCUCCUAAGCAUCUGGAAGAAAAUCCUACCUCUUUAUUCUUGCUUGUAUUUAUUUGCAGUCCCUUCAGGAAUGUAGCGACUGGGGAAGGGCAAAUGAGGUUAUUGCCUCUCACGUAAGAAUUCUGCCUCCCCCCCCCCAAUUUAAUUUUUUCCCUUCAGUACCCAUAUUUCUAGUAUUACUGUUGAGCAUUCAGAAAUAGUUUAGGCAUCCCAAGGAAACAAAUGGUAAAAUCCUACAAAAGCCCAACACUAACACUCUAUUAAAAAGUACAGGCACAUGAUUGUACACUUUGUAAGCCACAGGGCUCACCUUUGUGUGUGUGAAAAUUCACCCCCAACUUGGACACAUGUGCUGCCACCAUACAAGCAUUCAGGGUUUCAUCAGAAAAAAUUCUGGCUUUUGAAAGUUACAUAUUCAGUGAUAUAUUUUGUAUAUUUGACACCCAGUGCAGACUAUUUUUAAUACCCCCUUCGUCUCUUCAACAGCCAUUUCUGAGUCUGGGAAAGCUGCUGGGUGGUUGGGAGAGGGAAGCGAGUCUCUUUACACCUGGUCAGCAGAGCUGCCAGACCAGAAAGGCAGCCAGUACUACCAGUGGCCACCAGUGGGAGUGGGCUGCUUCUGCUGCCCUGCAGCCAUUUUGGGUCUGGCAGAACUGUUGCCUGGGCAGGAAAAGGAGGAAAAUCUUGUUCCUGACCCACCAGCAGAGCCAUUAGACCUAGAAGACAUGCCCUUCCCAUCAGCUCUCUGAGGUGUCCCCCCGUGUGGCCUGCACCCCCCUACGGAUGCCCCAGACAUAUUUGAAGGAAUUUCAGGUAGACAGUUUCUCCACAAGCGUGCAGAUGAUACACAGCCCAUUUGUCUUUAGUCACAGUUCAUAUCAUUUAUAGUAGGAUGAUUUGUACGAUAUACAUUUACUAGUCACUGUUAGUUUACAGAACUUUUUUGCCUAUGGAAAAUAUUGAUUUGCUUUCUUGGAAGCUUCACAGCAUACUAAUUAAAAUGUAUUAAUUGAAAGUUAUUUUUGUCAUUACCGAUAAAGGCUUCCCAUUCACCAAAAAAACUCUUCUAUAGUAACUGAUUGAUACCCAAACUUUUCUGGCCCCCAUUUUUUGUUUCUAUCCCUGGCCCCCAUGGAAAUUAUCUCACUACACUCUGAGUACCUUCAAAUCACGCCAUCUGGAUUCUCUUCGUCCUAGUUGUGAAUUGAAAAGCUGUAGUUAAAAAAGUUCUUGCUUUCUGAAACUCAGAGAGUGAACAGGCAGCUAGUUGAUAUUCACUAUGACAUUUUUUCAGGAUCAGUGGCUUGAACUGAACCUUGUAGCUUUGUCUCCUUUCUCUCUCACUCUUUUCUCUGAAUCCAAGCCAGGCACAAUAUAAACUAAUAAAACUGUAGAGGUUUCCAUUGAAAAGCUGCAGUGCCUUUGCUUCUGUCGGGGUUGCAUAGCCAGAUGCUUACACACAACAAACAAUUGUUUACUUUUUCCCCAGCUCACUUCUCAAGGACUUUAAAAUAUUUGCCGUCCAAAAACUGCUGGUCUUAUCACUAUCUUAUAAAAGCUGUGGCUUUUGCUAGGAGAUUUCAAAGAGCUGAGAAGGCUGUA